Messenger RNA from Drosophila hydei, 1006 nucleotides. RefSeq names its product larval cuticle protein LCP-17-like. Gene Ontology annotation, molecular function: structural constituent of chitin-based larval cuticle. The transcript has 3 exons. The coding region runs from base 590 to 961 and encodes 123 amino acids. The record is from RefSeq and is a predicted model, not a curated record. Gene Ontology annotation, cellular component: chitin-based extracellular matrix. Lineage: Eukaryota; Metazoa; Arthropoda; Insecta; Diptera; Drosophilidae.
UUAAAAACACACUACUCUUAUUCGUUUUCCUUUACUUUCUGCAGUCUCCAUUUAGGAUUUUGGGUGGUUACGAGUUAUCUUAGUUUUGUAUAUUGCAUAUAUGGCUUGCCCAUUUAGUCCUAUUUCUAAUCGUAUGCGUACAUCGAACUUAUGUACAAUUAAGAAUUUCAAAAUUAUUAAACCAAGAUUCCCUCGUCAGAUAUGUCUAAUAUGUGCCAAAUUGCACUCCAAACAAAAACAAAGUGUUCUAAUUUAAUAUAUAUCUCUUUAACAGAAACUAGCAUUGGAAUGGUGUGUAAAUUGCCAACGUCGAAAUUAUUUUGUUAAUCUGAUUUUAGUGAUGAAUAUGUAAAAACAGUCCCUGAACAAAUUAUUGCUUCCAUAUGGAUCAUUUGGUUGGUUGAUUGGUAAAUCCAUCCCAUAAUCGAAAAUACAAAAUGAAUUCGUACAUUUACAAAUGUAUAUAUUGGUGUAGGUCAUCGAUCCGACCGAGCGCUAGCUGAUAUAAAAGACUCGUCCAAAACAUUGCGACAUCAGUUCCAACUGCAAUAGAGAUCGGUGUAGUAACUAAAUUUUCAGCCAAGCAAAAAUGAGCAAGACUAGCAUUAUCCUUGUUGCGUUGUGCCUUGUUGCCAGCUGCAGUGCUGUGGAUGAAUCGGGUGCUGUGAUUACCAAUUAUCGAUCAGAGGCUAAUCCGGAUGGCAGCUACAGUUACGAAUAUGGCACUUCAAACAAUAUUCAGGCCCAGGAGACAGGCGUGGGCGGUGCCUAUGCUGCAGGGUCUGUGCAGUACACUGCGCCCGAUGGACAGCCCAUACAACUGGCGUACACAGCUGAUGAGAAUGGAUAUCAGCCUAGCGGCGCUCAUUUGCCAACACCUCCACCCAUUCCCGAUUACAUCCUGAGGGCAUUGGCAUACAUUGAGGCACAUCCUUUCGCCAGAAUUCAAUUGAAGAAAUAAGACUGUAAUAGAAUUGUGUAGCCCUCGCGCCACUUAGUUUAAGUU